AUGCAGUUCGCUACCGUCAUCGCUCUCUUGGCCCCUCUGGCUCUGGCCGCCGACACCUGGAACCUCUCUGGAACCUGCAAGAGCGACCUGACCUGCGAUGUCGACACCCAGUACACCAGCCCUCAGCUCGUCUGCGGCAACAACAACGGACACUUCUCCGGCGAGGGCAACCAGGGAAAGACCAGCUGCACCCCCGUGGGAACCAAGUGCACCUACGUCUGGACCUGCUAA
Messenger RNA from Colletotrichum chrysophilum, 231 nucleotides. RefSeq lists its product as uncharacterized. The transcript has a single exon. The record is from RefSeq and is a predicted model, not a curated record. NCBI's taxonomy places the organism in Eukaryota, Fungi, Ascomycota, Sordariomycetes, Glomerellales, Glomerellaceae. Bases 1 to 231 code for a protein of 76 amino acids.